AUGGCGGACGCUUUGGCCGAGGUGGCUGAGGGCGUGGCCAAGCUUGUUCUCGAUGCCGAGACGGGCGAGAUGGUCACCAAGAACGAGCUGAAGAAGCGAACCCAAAAACGAGCCCGAAAAGCGAAUGCUGCUGCAAACCGUGCCAAUGCCCAGCAGGAGAAGAGCAACGCGCCAGCUGCUGCCAAGCCUGCGAAGCCCGAGGAACGCGUUAUUGACCCCGAAGCCAUGUUCAAGCAGGGAUUCCUGGGCGAAGUCUACAAGCUGCGCCCAGAGAAGGAGGUCGUCACGCGAUUCCCACCUGAGCCUAACGGCUACCUUCAUCUUGGACACGCCAAGGCCAUCGCUGUCAACUUUGGCUUUGCAAAGUUCCACGGUGGUAGAACUAUUCUUCGAUUCGACGACACAAACCCCGACGCUGAGAAAGGAGAAUACUUCGUCGCUAUUGAGGAGACCAUCCGAUGGCUUGGAUUCACACCGAGUGAAAUCACGUAUGCGUCCGACAACUACCAGCGAAUGUACGAUCUCGCCGAAGAAUUGAUCAAGAUGGAGAAGGCUUACGUGUGCCAUUGCGACGACGUCGAGACCAAGAAGCAGCGCGGUGGCGAGGACGGCUUGUCUCCAAGAUAUCGUUGUGAACAUGCCAAGCAGGAUGUCGAGACAAACCUCAAGAAGUUCCGAGGCAUGAGGGAUGGAGAAUAUGAGCCGAGAAGCGCAUGGCUUCGCAUGAAGCAAGAUAUUGAAGGCAAUCCAAAUCCCCAGAUGUGGGAUCUUGCCGCGUACAGAAUCCCCAAAGACCAAGAGCCACACUACCGGACGGGCACCAAGUGGCGGAUAUACCCAACUUACGACUUCGCCCACUGCUUAUGUGACAGUUUCGAGGGCAUCACACACAGCUUGUGUACCACUGAAUUCAUCAUGUCACGAGAGAGCUACGAGUGGUUGAAUAAGCUUUUGGUGGAAUUCCAGCCUAUGCAGCGUGAAUACGGCCGCUUAAACCUCAGCGGCACCAUCAUGAGCAAGAGAGGCCUGAGGACCUUGAUAGAGAACAAGAUUGUUCGCGGAUGGGACGAUCCACGACUAUACACGAUCAAAGGAAUUCGAAGACGAGGCAUCCCCCCAGGCGCACUCCUCUCUUUCAUCUACGAGCUUGGUGUGACUACCAACGUAACGCAAGUUAAUAUCAAGCGUUUUGAGCAGUCUAUCCGAGUGUAUCUCGAGAAGACAGUUCCCCGCCUCAUGCUUGUCCUGGAUCCUGUCCCAGUGGUGAUUGAGGAUGGCGAAGAGCAGGACCUGGAUAUUCCCUUUUCACCAAAAGACCCCAAGCUAGGAUCUCACACUCUUCGCUUGACCAAGACCGUUUACAUCGACCGCUCAGAUUUCCGGGAGGUAGACAGCAAGGACUACUUCCGCCUCGCUCCCGGCAAGAGUGUUGGCCUGUUGAAUGUGCCUUUCCCUAUCAAAGCUGUUUCUUUCACCAAAGACGAAACCACAGGAGCUAUCAAAGAGAUCCGAGCUGUUUUUGACAAGGAAGGCAAGAAACCCAAGACGUAUAUUCAGUGGGUACCUGAAGGCUCUCCUGCAGCCGAAGUGCGGAUACAUGAGCCUCUUUUCAAAUCUGAUAGCCCUGCAUCUGCCCCUGGCGGUCUUUUGAGUGAUGUCAAUCCAAACAGCGAGACCAUCUGGCCAAAUGCAAUGAUUGAGAACGGCUUCUACGAAGUGAAGCGAAGGGCGCCCUGGCCCGAAGCCGAGGGUGAAAAGACUGGAGAAGCACUCCCAGAGAGCGUGCGGUUCCAGGCUCUUCGUGUUGCAUACUUUGCCUUGGACUCGGAUAGCACAGAUGACAAGAUCGUGCUCAACCGUAUUGUGGCACUAAAGGAGGAUUCUGGAAAGAGUAGCUAG
Molecule: messenger RNA, 1899 nt
Organism: Trichoderma gamsii
Lineage: Eukaryota; Fungi; Ascomycota; Sordariomycetes; Hypocreales; Hypocreaceae
Product: glutaminyl-tRNA synthetase
Exons: 6
Coding region: 1-1899 (632 amino acids)
Biological process (GO): translation; glutaminyl-tRNA aminoacylation
Cellular component (GO): cytosol; cytoplasm
Molecular function (GO): glutamine-tRNA ligase activity; ATP binding
Source: RefSeq, a predicted model, not a curated record